AUGGUGAUGGCGACUCGCAUGGCGACUCGACUGGACGACAGCUCCCAGUUGAGUAGCACUCGAUCAGAUCCCGUCGAUGUCUUUACAGCUCAGCAAGAGCAGCGAUUUGACGAGAAGGAGGAAGCCGUUCGGCUCCUCUCACGAUUUGAGGGGAGCCUAAACGCGGCUGCUCGUUGCAGCCGGGCGGCGCCAGUACUUCCCCUUUCCGCCCGCCACGCCCUGCUCGACCCGCUCUUCCUCUCCGCGCCACUCCCCUCGCUAGACGCCGCCCUCCCCCUCCUCUCGCUCUCCCCCUCCAUUUCCGCCUACACUGCCGACCCCUUCCGACCUUCCCUCUUCCCGCUUCUGAGUCAUCCCCGUCUCUGGUCAGUCUUGAGCCUCCUUGCCCAACCAGUCACUGGAUCUCGUCCCUCAUCUGCCAAUCUCUCACCACCACUGCCACCACCACUUUCACCCUUUUUCCCCCUUUCCCCUCUCUGCCUUAAUCCCUUUGCCUCUUUUCCCCUCUCUGCCUCCUUCCCCCUUUCCUCCUUACAAACUCCACCUGAGAGGACCCCUCCCCACGCGCCACAGGGGAUUUCUCGUCAGCCAGAACAGCGCAUAUCUCGCUCGGACAGUGCACGCCCCUCGCCGUCGCAGAGCUUCUCCCAUCGCCCUCACCCCCCUCUCUCCUUACCUUCGGAUGCGCCUCUCCACUCGCCGUCGCAGCUUCUCUUGUCGCCAUCGCUGCGCCGCCUCUCCCCUCGCCGUCACAGCGCCCUUCCCGUCACUCUCGCCACGCCUCUUCCCUCGCCUCUCAUCUCUCCCCACGCCGUCACAGUGCCUCUCCCCCUUUCCGCCGCAGUGCCUAUUCCGGGGGUGUAA
Closterium sp. Naga37s-1 is the source of this 864-nucleotide messenger RNA. The record is from the annotation of a GenBank genome assembly. Lineage: Eukaryota; Viridiplantae; Streptophyta; Zygnematophyceae; Desmidiales; Closteriaceae.